AGUUUCCAAUUCCUCAAUUUCUAUUUAUUUCCAAACCAAAUCCCCUCUUUUAUAGUCAAAUUUUACAAAUCGAGCUUCCUCCCCUUCCCACUCUCACCAUUUCCGGCCACCGCGCUUUCAGAUCUAUUGUUUCUGCUGAUUGUUGGAAUUCUAAAUUAUUGCUGCGUUGAGGUGUGUCAGAUGGCUGGGCUUCGACUGUAGUAAUUGGGUUGGGCUCGAGAUUGGUAAUUGAUGGACACAUGGAGUGGCCGAGUGGGUCUAUCCAAAGGGCCGACGAGGAGCCUAUGGAUCCCAAGAGGGAACUUGAAGACCGUUGCAAGGCACCAUGCACAAGGCCACUUAAAGAAUAUCAGGCUUGUUCUAAGAGAAUUCAAGGUGAUGAAUCCGGACACAAACACUGUACGGGACAGUACUUUGACUACUGGCGCUGCGUUGACAAUUGUGUUGCUACCAAGUUAUUUAUGCAUCUGAAAUAACUGUUACAAGACCUCAUCGGUGCACUUUACCAACUUACGCUCGUUUCUAUUGUACCCCUUUUGUUGCGCUCUGGACGCCCGAUUCUUUCCAAGAGCAGGAUGUUCCCUUUUUUGCUAUGCUUUUGGUGUUACUUACCUGAGAUAGUGAGAUAUGGUUUCUCUUUCGAAUAAAAAUGAACUGGAAUAGAAUUUUAUAUGAUUCAGCAUGAAUUUUUUUUUAUCACUUCUGUUGCCAAGUUAAUAAUCGGUAUUUUGUGUUCCUUGUUA
Salvia splendens (bonfire salvia) is the source of this 743-nucleotide messenger RNA. RefSeq names its product cytochrome b-c1 complex subunit 6. Gene Ontology annotation, cellular component: respiratory chain complex III. The record is from RefSeq and is a predicted model, not a curated record. Gene Ontology annotation, biological process: mitochondrial electron transport, ubiquinol to cytochrome c. The coding region runs from base 240 to 476 and encodes 78 amino acids. The transcript has 6 exons. Lineage: Eukaryota; Viridiplantae; Streptophyta; Magnoliopsida; Lamiales; Lamiaceae.